Salvia splendens (bonfire salvia) is the source of this 1329-nucleotide messenger RNA. RefSeq names its product probable LRR receptor-like serine/threonine-protein kinase At4g31250. Lineage: Eukaryota; Viridiplantae; Streptophyta; Magnoliopsida; Lamiales; Lamiaceae. Gene Ontology annotation, biological process: protein phosphorylation. The transcript has 4 exons. The record is from RefSeq and is a predicted model, not a curated record. The coding region runs from base 1 to 1329 and encodes 442 amino acids. Gene Ontology annotation, molecular function: ATP binding; protein kinase activity; protein binding.
AUGAUCAUGUCUCCCACCACCAAUCUCUACCUCUCCAUCCUCCUCCUCUCCUCCACCGCCUCCUCCGACGACAUAGGCAUCAUCUUCGACUUCAUAAUAAACCUCACCAACACACAAACCCUAAACUGGGACACCGUCCCACCGCCCCUCUGCGUCGGCAACUCCUCCAACUGGACCGCCGUCAUAUGCAGAAACAACUGCAUCAAAGGCCUCCAACUCGAGAACAUGAGCCUCUCCGGAACCAUCAACGCCCCCGUCAACCUCUUCAGCCUCAGCCUCGCCAACAACAGCUUCUCCGGCCCCUUCCCCGCCGAUAUAAGUAAGCUCACGAGGCUCAGGCGCCUCUAUCUCAGCCACAACAACUUAAGCGGUUCCAUACCCGACAAGGCCUUCAUCGGGAUGACGGCGCUACAAGAGGUGUAUUUGGCAAACAAUGGCUUUGUGGGGAAGAUUCCGAGUAGCUUGAUAAGGGUGCAGCAGUUGUCGAAUCUCUCGGUUCAGAAUAACCAGUUUGAAGGGAAGAUUCCAGAUUUUUGGCAGGAGGGCAACCUCGGCCUAUGCGGCGCUCCUCUCUCUCCAUGCCCGAAGAUAUGGUACAAGAAAACCGCAUUCAUCGCCGCCACAUCCGCCGCCGCCUUGAUCUCCAUCCUCCUCCUCCUAUGGCGCCGCCGACGAACACGGCCGCUGAGAUACCAGAAAUCAGUGAACCAAUUCAAAAACGAAGCUACAAAAACAGAGAAUAUCAAUGCAAUUCACAACAAAACAGAGGAGCAAGGGAAGAUUCAAUUCGUGAGGAGCGGGAGAGAGAGAUUCGAGCUCGAAGAUCUGCUGAAAGCCGCCGCAGAGGUUUUGGGAAGCGGAAGCUUCGGAUCUUCUUACAAAGCUCUGCUUCUCACCGGAAAGCCCUACGUUGUGAGAAGCUUGGCUAGCCACCUCCACGGGAAAAGAAAACCGGACCAACCCGGGUUGGACUGGCCGACUCGCUUGAGAAUCGUGAAGGGCGUGGCGAGGGGGCUCGCGCAUCUGUAUGCAGAGUUCCCGUCGCUCGCGCUCCCCCACGGCCACCUGAAGUCCUCGAACGUGCUGCUGGAUGGCUCGUUCGAGGCAGUAGUCUCAGACUACGCGCUGGCCCCUGUGAUCAACAGGGUGACGCGGAAGACGGACGUGUGGAGGCUGGGGAUCCUGAUACUGGAGGUGCUAACGGGGCGGUUCCCGGCCAACUACCUGAAGAAAAACAAAGAUGAAAAUAUAGAUAGUGAUUUCAUCACUUUGUCAACUCUUGACAUGAUUAACAAGAAAAUGGAUUCAAAAUUUUCUUCAAAAGUUUAG